Pleurotus ostreatus (oyster mushroom) is the source of this 2706-nucleotide messenger RNA. RefSeq lists its product as uncharacterized. The record is from RefSeq and is a predicted model, not a curated record. NCBI's taxonomy places the organism in Eukaryota, Fungi, Basidiomycota, Agaricomycetes, Agaricales, Pleurotaceae. The transcript has 5 exons. Bases 1 to 2706 code for a protein of 901 amino acids.
AUGUCCACAUUUCUUCACCGUGAAAUUUCCUCUCCGCCAGCUUCGCCAGCCUCUUUCUCUUCCAUUUCAUCCUCAACAUCAUCAAUAUUUACAUCAGAAGCCUCCCCAGCCACCGGAUUUCCAGUUUAUCCGCAAACAGAUUCACGUUUGGAGUCCCCUGCAACCAGUCCGGACAUCUCUAACCCUCCGAAGCCACUGCUUUCCGCGCCCAGUACUCGGACACUGCGACGUUCAUUCUCGAGACCAUCUUCAAGCGUCGGAUUACCUGCUUUCGUUAACAAUAUGACCUUCGGAUUCAAGGACAAGAAGGUUAAAUCGGCGAAGAACUCGCCUACAAUAGAGUCAACUCCUCGGCCCAAUGAAGGAGGGAGUACGACACCAACUCCAGUACCGUCUCGUACAUCUCGGCUGGUAUCAGCAACCCUUGGGAGAGCGAGAAUGCAGAAGAAGAAGUCACUUGUGUCGUUUCUCAAUUCAGUCAACCCCGAAACCCUUUCGGCCCCUACGAAUGCCUCCUCUUCAUCAAGCAAUAUAUUACAGGCCUCUAACGCCCCUACGACGGAACAGACUCGUCCUCGAGCAGCGUCUGUCAACGAUGAGGAAGACUAUGGCGAAGUCGUAGAGCAGUUUGAGACGAAGAACAAGUGGGCGACCAAACUCGGUAUGAAGAUGCAUCCUUACGGAACGGAUGCGUCGUACAUGCAGUCGUUCGAUAGAGUCUCCAUAGACAAUGACCGGCAUACGGAACAGCUCCUGAACCGCCUCAAUCCAAGUGGUGCUCCCACAUUCUAUCAAUACGGCAAGAAGCCUCCGACGACCGUCCUCGAUUUGGGAUGCGGUCAAGGAACCUGGGUUUGUCAAGCUGCCGAUGCUUGGAAACACUCCGGUACAAUCGUAACUGGCCUCGACCUCGUCGAUGUGGUUACUGAGGAACAUGAGAACGCAAAGUUCGUACGGGGCAAUUUCGUGAAAUAUCCACUUCCCUUCCGAGAUGAGUCUUUCGAACUAGUUCGGAUGGCGAACCUCUCCCUCUGCAUCCCCUACGAUAAAUGGUUAUUCGUACUCUCCGAAGUGAAGCGCGUUCUCGCCCCAAACGGACGGCUCGAAUUCAUCGACGACCAAAUAUUCUUUCCAUAUGGCGCAGCCCCUUACCCAGAUAUAGAUGAGAACGCCAUGUCAUCCACCACGCCCACUUCCAGAGCGUUCCCGGGCGCGUCAGAAUGCCAGUCCGGCUUUGAUGAUGAAGACGAUGAUGCGACUGGACUCGGGCCAGAUGGGGAUUCCAACGACAGUAUUAUCCCAUCAUCACCAGUUGCGGAAGGCGAGAAUAAGGUCGGCGCUGACGACGACUCGUUCGACACGGCUUCCACACUCGUUGAUUCUGAUGCCUCCACCACUCGAUCGGCUAGCGCCGAAUUGAUCACCGCCGCGCCGUCGCCUUCCAGUAACACAAUCACACCACCCGAUGUGACAAUACAGACUCCUACCCCGAUGUCCACGCCAACGCCUUCUACCCCCUCGGACGACGCUUCCAGGUGUUCCAGUGAACUCCUGACUGAACCGGAGGUAGUCAAAGAAUCCGUUUCGACUCUGCAAGAGCAACCCCCUAAACCGGAAUCAGAAGCAACUUUCGAUGCUUAUGAGUCCUGGCACCAGUCUACCUCCGUAUCAAGAGAACUCGAGACGGUGUUCGAGCGGAUGCUGAAGGAGAAGUAUGGUAUUCAUCCUCGUCCUCACGAGUUCGUGCUUGCGGCCAUGAAGACAGUCUUUGGCGAUGAAUACGCCGAGAAGUCUCGCAGUAUGCAUGUAAGGCUCGCGCCGCCAGAGUGCAGGUUCGACCACGAAUUUGGCCUAGCUGACGAAUCCACCGUCGAUAAUCCGACGGAAGGGGAGAACUUCCAGAAGAAGCCGUGGAUUGUUGUUCGUUGGGAUAAGAAGGAGAAGAAAUCGAAGAAGGCUGCCAAGCAGCACAUCGAGAGCAUUCCAGAGGAAAAGCAGAGCACAGACUACUUUUCGCCGACUGCUCUUCCUGAUGGACUGAGUGCCAAGGCAGCUAGUAAGCUCGGGAUCUUCCCUGGUGACUUGCCUCCAUCGCCCGCAGUUUCGGCGCGUCAGCCACGACCUGCGUCGAUUGACUCUAUCCCCUCGGCUACCUCGACAUUCUUUGCCAGCGGGCCUGUCCAAUCUCCUGGUCUCAUCGUUCUUCCCUCAACCUUCAUCCCUCUCUCGCCAUCGGAGCUAGAGAUGCAUACGUGCAAGCACUUGCAUGUCUUGCUCGGCUGCAAGCCUUCCUUGAAGGAGUACAUUGAAGGUUUCACCGACGAGGGUGGUCGAAGAGUAUGUGGAGAUGAAGAGUUCGAAGACUCUGUCUGGGAAUACGAAUGCUUUCGCCGCCAACGCUUUAAUUGGCCUGUUGAGAUGGCUGGUUUGAAUUUCGAAAGCACCGACGAUUACGUUGAUUCCCGUUCAGCUGUCAAGCAUAAAUAUUACACCCCUUCAUCAAAUUCCCAAGGGUACUCGAAGCAGACCUCCUAUGCGGCUGAAGACCUUACCCACGUGCGAACCUUCCGUAUAUACGGUGCAAUGAAGAAGUCAGACGACGACGACACCGCGCCAAUAUUAAUGAAAACUCAUAGCGGCUUGCCCAGCCGUCCUGGGACCUCGAAGGGAGUUAAACCUGUCUUCUUCCCAUCUUCUACAUCAUGA